AUGAUUCGAUUAAUUUUUCUCAUUAUUGUCGUCAAUUUUUCAUCACAACUUCAAAUUCCGCGAUCUGUAACUGUUCAGGAGGUCAAGCUGCAAUGUCAACGGGAAGUGACGUCAAAAAUUGUCUGCACUUUGCCAUCAAAUGCCGGUCAAAACAGCAUUUUGGAAAUAAUAAAAGCAUUUUCUUAUGUUAAGAGAGAUUUGACGGAUUAUGAAGUUAAACAAGCAACGGAAGUGGACAUAAGUGACAGGUUUAUGUCAAUCCACAUGCCAUUUGAAAUUGGUAAGAAUUUUCCAAAGCUUGAAGCUCUUUGGGUCGUCAAGUCGAAGAUAAAGUUCAUCAAAAAGGAUAAUUUUGCUAAAAUGGUGGAUCUUAAAGCUUUAAAUUUGUACGAAAAUCAAAUUGAGGAAAUUCCAGUUGACACUUUUACGGAUCUUCCCAACUUGGAAUUCCUGGAUAUUGAUAAUAAUAAAAUUAUGGAUCUUCAUGCAGACCUGCUGAUUUACCAAACUAAUUUGCUGGUUUUUCGAGCCAGCGACAAUAAAAUUUCAACAAUUCCCGACGGAUUUUUCAGAAGCAACACAAAAUUGGAAAGGAUUCAUCUUAGCCACAAUCAAAUUAAGGAAGUUCAUGUUGACUUUACCAAGUUUAGUGAUUUAGUCAUUGUUGAUCUUGAAGGAAAUAAAAAUGGAUGUGACUUUAGUGUUGGAUAUUAUGAGGACUGGAAGUUAUUGGAUGUUGAUGGAAGUCGUAAUGAAACUGAUGAGUUUGCGUGGCUACAGUUUCAAGUUGAGCGAAAGUGUCGAUUGGGCGAGGAUGAUAAUGAGUAUUGAAAGUAUUAUGUGAGGC
This is a messenger RNA of Chironomus riparius, 847 nucleotides long. The record is from the annotation of a GenBank genome assembly. NCBI's taxonomy places the organism in Eukaryota, Metazoa, Arthropoda, Insecta, Diptera, Chironomidae.